AUCUGUCAUGGUAUGGCACUGAACCAUAUACUCUUAUUAGUAUACUGUUUUGUCCACGUUUUGGCGCAUCAUAUUUCCCAUUUGUUUGCAGUUAUGGUAGGUAGGCCUUCCCAUUUAUACUGCCGUGACACUGCCGAACAUAAAGAACAGUGAACAGUAAACUACACGUUACAGAUCUCGCAUCACGUGGUUUUUUCACCAUGUUUGCUGAAUUCCAUAAUAACUUGGAUUGACUAUGUAAAAAGAGGCAAUCGAGCGUCUAUGGUAUUGUUGUACUUGGAUCAGCCACCUUAACUAAAAGUUACUAUAUAAAAAUAGGCUACAAUUAUUGUGAAAAAUCUAGAACUACCUGGAGUAGAAUAGUGACUUUUGUCACCUCUCCAUUUGUACAAUCAUCUGUCCAUUAAAAUGCAGGCUUUGCUCUUUCCCCUUCUUCUCUUCAACAUUUGAUACCUUUUUUUAAGAUCUUUUGUCUGGCAGUAUGUCAUUUUCGUUCCUGAAAAGUUUGGAAAAUAAAAAAAAACCUUUCUUUUUAGCCUUGAUCAAAAACUUGUGAUGAACAAUAAUAAUUAACACCUGGACAAGCAGCUAGUGGGUGCGCCAUUUUAUAUAAGCCACUUGAAAUAACCAAAACUUUCCCAAACUAUUAUCUGUUGUUGACCCUGAUCAAAACCAAACCAAAAAAAAAAAAAAAAACCGAACAAACGACAAACACAAUAGUACCCACCACCACUUCUUCUCCUAGUGAGGUCAGGUCACUGCUUUUCAGGAUUCGUUUCACUCAUCCUGAUUCUUCACUUGAUUCGGAAUCUCCGCCCGGGGAAAGAGCUCCGGUUCCCUGGAGGGACUGGCGGGUUGAGAAUUCCCGAACCGACGACAUGGGUUUGCCCAGCGACGAGGCUGUUUUGAUUCAAAAAGGAAAGGGUCCCGGCGAGCCGUACGUAAUCACGGUGAAUUGCCCAGAUAAGACCGGCCUCGGCUGCGACAUUUGCCGCAUCAUCCUCGAUUUUGGUCUUUAUAUCUGCAAAGGAGACAUAUCUACAGAUGGGAUUUGGUGCUAUGUAGUAUUGUGGGUAAGUCCUGAUUCGAGGCAGCCGAGUGUGAGGUGGGCUAAUCUGAAAGAGCGACUCUUAUCCGUCUGCCCAUCUUGCUCUGUUUCCUUCUUCUUGGAUCAGCCAUCUCCACGAACCACGAUAUCUCCAACUUAUCUUCUUAAAUUCUGCAGCCUGGAUCGAAAAGGCUUAUUGCAUGGUUAGUGAGUAUUUAUUACUUUUUAGUACUUUUUAAUUAUAUUUAUUAUGGUUUUAAAUGUUUGGAUUUUCAUGCUGUUGUUGGAUAACAUAUCCUUAGAUGUCAACCAAGUUCUUUGUGAACUCGAGCUUACAAUUCAAAGGGUCAAAGUGACAACCACCCCAGAUGGUCGUGUUUUGGAUCUUUUCUUCAUCACAGAUAACUUGGAUCUCUUACACACAAAAGAGAGACAGCAGGAGACGUGUAAACAGCUGCAGGCAAUUUUAGGUGAAUCCUGUGUUUGUUGUGAGCUUCAGUUAGCCGGCUCCCAGUAUGAUAACCUUCAGAGCAGGUCUUCAAUUUCUCCUGCUGUGGCUGAAGAGUUGUUUAGAUGCGAAUUAUCGGACAAAGAGAUUCGGACACAGGCUCUCAGUGCAGAUGUGACAAAGUUGAAGAAGUCUAGUGUGAACGUAGAUAAUUCCUUAAGUCCGGCUCAUACGUUACUUCAGAUUAACUGUGUCGAUCACAAGGGUUUUCUUUAUGAUAUACUGAGGACCUUGAAAGAUUUUGGGAUACAGAUAGCUUAUGGCCGAUUCUCACCUGUAACUAAUGGUCAUCGGGAGUUGGACCUGUUUGUUCGGCAGAAGGACGGGAAGAAAAUUGUGGAUCCAGAAAAGCAAGAUUCUCUGUGCUCGCGCUUGAAGGUGGAAAUGCUUCAUCCGUUGCGUGUAAUCAUCACCAAUCGUGGACCUGACACUGAGCUUUUGGUUGCCAAUCCUGUCGAGUUAUCAGGAAAGGGUAGACCGCGUGUAUUUUAUGAUGUCACAUAUGCACUCAAGACUCUCGGGAUAUGCAUUUUCUCGGCUGAAAUUGGAAGGCAUUCAACUGUUGAUCGCGAAUGGGAGGUUUACAGAUUUCUUUUAGAUGAAAACUGCAGAUUUCAGUUAUCAAAUAUGGUUGUUAGAAAUCAAAUUGUGGACAAAGUUAGAAGAACUUUGAUGGGCUGGUGAGCUUAUUGUUGCUUUUUUCGUGUAUUAACCCGGCAAGGGUUUUGCUUUUCCAUUAGUUCCGUUCCCAGAGGUAGCAGUAAAUUAUUUGUACAGUGUGAUACUCUUGUGAUGUUAGCUUUUUUAUUCUCUGAGUUGCGUUCAUCUAGAUCUUAUUCCUCCCCAUUUUCUGCAACAUGUUUUUCCCAGAAGGAAUGCCUCUUCUUUUACAUGUACUCUGGGUGUUGUUUUGCUGUGUUAAUGUAAUUAUCAAGUAAUGGUCAUUGAUUAUUACUCCUCCUCCUCUAAAUGAUUGUUUUAUUUGUUUUGCUUCCGCGUUUCAAAAUGAUUGUCCAAUUUAGAUUUUUAUUUCUAGUUUAAACAGUACCAAACUUAAAAUAUAAACUGGAUAAUCAUUUGGGAUGGAGAGGGUAUAUUGCAACAAGCAAGAUAACCGUUUUGUAAAGGAG
This is a messenger RNA of Oldenlandia corymbosa var. corymbosa, 2686 nucleotides long. NCBI's taxonomy places the organism in Eukaryota, Viridiplantae, Streptophyta, Magnoliopsida, Gentianales, Rubiaceae. The record is from the annotation of a GenBank genome assembly.